GGAUGUUGUUGUCUGCGGAGGGACGCGGCUUGGCACGGCGCAUGCGCGCUGAUGACGUCAGCACCGAAGAUGGCGGCGAUGCGGAAGACGGGAUUCAGAGAUUCAGCGAUGGGAAUAUUCGCAGUUUUACUGUCACUGCAGAUCCUUUCUGUGCGCUGCGCACAUUUAGCGAAAGCUGAUAGUCCUCCAGAGACAGACGAUAAAAACAUAAAGGUCGUUUUAGCACCUGAUAAGACCACGUUGAACGUCGAGACCAACAGUCAUCAGAGUCCGUUGGGCCAGGUGACGAAUGCAACGCAAGCUCCUGCUAUCGAUGUCAACACCAAAGCAGCAGACACUCCCACGGCUCCACCUACGACUGCUGCCGCAGACCUGCUCGAAGCCACUCCAGACCAGAGUACACCUACCAAACACAAGUCCCCAGAGCCCACCAGCCCACCUGCAAACAACCCCACCACCGACUCCACCACCCCUGCAGCUGACAAAGCUGAGAGCACCUCAGACUACAUGGGUGACCGCACGUCUCUAGAAACAAAUGUGGGCUUUGGACACGGUGGAGACGGUGGACACGGUGGAGAUGGUGGAGAUGGUGGAGACGGUGGAGACGGUGGAGACGGUGGAGACGGUGGAGACGGUGGAGAUGGUGGAGAUGGUGGAGACGGUGGUGACGAUGGUGGAGACGGUGACGAUGGUGACGAUGGUGACGAUGGUGAUUUUGUUGAAAACUUAACUGAGCCACCUCAAAAAAUUGAGGGUGUGAGGAAAGACCCUCUCCGCCCUCACAUCCCUGAAGAAAUAAUUGUUCAAAACAAGGGCACAACCAUCUACACCCAGGAUGAAGAUUCCCACUUCUUCUUUCAUCUGGUCAUCAUCGCCUUUCUGGUGGCCAUCGUGUACAUCACCUACCACAACAAGAGGAAGCUGAUGCUGCUGGCUCAGAGUCGCCGCUGGCGGGACGGUUUCUGCUCACGCGGGGUGGAGUAUCACCGGCUCGACCAGAACGUCAACGAAGCCAUGCCCUCGCUCAAGAUGACCAACGAUUACAUCUUUUGAAGAAAUGCAAACAGUUGAUUACUUGAUUCUGUCCACACAUUGUGUCUUAUUUAAUCAGGGGAGGAGAGGUUGUGCUUUAGUGGUGUGUUUGUGUGCACUCUUCAGAAGGUCUUCGGUUCUGCUUCUAGUUCUCCUCCGUGUUUUCUUCGGUGUCUAUGAAAGCAAACGGUUUUGCUUUACUUUUAAUAAUUUUUGAAGAAAAGCAAAUGAAGGUCUGUCUCUGUAAAUAUUUGAUUAUAAACCUGCUGUCUGUCACGUACACUCUUAAAAAUAAAUGUGCUUCGCGAUGCCAUAGAAGAACCUUUUUUGUCUAAAUGGUUCCAUAAAGAAGCUUUAACAUCUUCAAGGUUCUUCAGAUUAUAAGAAGGUAAGAAAAAGAUGGUUCUUUAAAUAAGCCUUGACUGCAUGGUUCUUCUAUGCUAUGGCAUCGCUGUGAAGAACCUUUUAAGCACCUUUAUGUUUAAGAGCGUAAGCCUAGAACAAAAGACGGAUGAUUAUUUCGAGUUCAGCACAGCUCAGCUCAUAUGAAGCCAUGCUAACUAAGAUGUGUGUGUGUGUUUGCUGUGCAGCCGUUUUGGGCUGGUCCCCUUUCCGUUUGUGUUAUGACUUCAGUGAAGUUGUUUUAUAGGAGCCGGGUCCACCGUUGCCAAAGCCCGGGAGAUUUACGGGAAAUUAGCGUGCAACUGUUUUUAUUUUUGUCCUUGUUUAUUUUUAAAAUUCACUUUAAGCGUUACCCCAUCUCAACACGACUGUAGCAGCAGCAGCCGGAGGCGUAUGUGUAUAUGUAUGUGUGUGCAAAUCUGCUUCAGCUACAACACUAAUAACACACAUUACAGCAUCUUCGUCUCUGAUUUCCAUCAGAGCACAUGAAGCUUGAGUCUGUGCAUGAAGACAGCAUAUUGAUUUCCUCUUCAAUCAGUAUGAAUUAUGUUCAUCAAUAAAGCACCUCUGUAUGCACACAG
Molecule: messenger RNA, 2015 nt
Organism: Onychostoma macrolepis
Lineage: Eukaryota; Metazoa; Chordata; Actinopteri; Cypriniformes; Cyprinidae
Gene: c21h5orf15
Product: chromosome 21 C5orf15 homolog
Exons: 3
Coding region: 52-1053 (333 amino acids)
Source: RefSeq, a predicted model, not a curated record